AUGUCAUUACAUUUUAUGAAUCAUAUUGAAAAUAUUCCAUUAGUUCGAAAGUAUAGUCCAUUAAUGUGUGAUAUUCUUUUGGAAUUACGAAAUUCUGGUGAAUAUUGUGAUGUUAUUUUACGUACGGAUGAUCAACAUCUUUUUAAUGUUCAUCGAGCUAUACUUUGUUCAUGUAGUUCAUUUUUUCGAGCACUUUUCACAAAUGGAAUGAAUGAAACAACAGAUCAAAUCGUUGAUAUUCAUGAUAUUAAUGGUGAUAUAAUGGAUUUAAUUAUUGAUUAUGUCUAUACACAUGAAAUAAAACUAAAUGAAAAUAAUAUUUUUGAAAUUUUAUUAGCUGCUAAUCAAUUACAAGUCUUAGAAUUAUUUUCUUUAUGUGAAAAUUAUUUACAUGAUAAACUUAAUCCAGAAAAUAUCUUAGGUAUUCGAGAAUUUGCAUCAUUUUUUUUUUGUAAAAAACUUUAUGAACAAACACAAAUUUAUCUUUUAACUAAUUUUACGGAAAUAUCGAUAAAAAGUGAAGAAUAUUUGGAAUUAAAACUUGAACAAAUUAUUGAUAUACUCAAUUCUGAUGAAUUAAAUGUUAAAAGUGAAGAAGCUGUUUUUGAUGCUAGUAUACGAUGGAUCGAUUGGAAAAUUGAUGAGAGAAAAAAAAACAUUGUCGAUUUACUUAAAUGUGUUCGAUUGGGUUUAUUAACAACGAAUUUUUUUAUUGAAAAAGUCAAAUGUCAUCCAUAUAUAGUCAAUAAUGAAGCUUGUAAACCAUUAGUUAUUGAUACAUUAAAAUAUCUGUAUGAAUUAGAUGUUGAUACUUAUCAAGACUCACUGGUACAAAAUCCAAUUGCUAGACCGCGUGUGCCACAUGAAAUACUUUUUGUGUGUGGUGGAUGGUCAGGAGGAAGUCCAACAUCAGCAAUUGAAUUAUAUGAUACGCGCGCUGAUAAAUGGAUUCAAUUACCAUUUAAUGAUAAAUUUUCUCGUGCUUAUCAUGGAAUAGUAACAAUUAAUGGUUUAAUUUAUAUUAUUGGUGGUUUUGAUGGAAUGGAUUAUUUUAAUUCAUGUCGAGUUUUUAAUUCACAAAUAUUUCAAUGGAAUGAGAUUGCACCUAUGAAUGUUAAACGUUGUUAUGUAAGUGUUGCUGUACUUGAUGGAUUUAUUUAUGCAAUGGGAGGUUUUGAUGGUCAUUUACGACAAAAUACUGCUGAAAGAUAUUCACCUAUAUCUAAUCAAUGGCUUCCUAUUCCAUCAAUGCAUGCUCAACGAUCAGGUUUUUUUAUUUUUGAAAAAUUAUUUCCAUAUAAUAUAUAUAUUUAUAUUCUUCAAGAUGCAUCAGCAACUGUUCUUCAAGAUAGAAUAUAUAUUUGUGGUGGUUUUAAUGGACAAGAAUGUAUGAAUAGUGCUGAAUAUUUUGAUCCAAAAACGAAUCAAUGGACAUUAAUUGCACCGAUGCGUAAUCGACGAUCGGGUGUUGGUGUAAUUGCUUAUCGUAAUUCAAUUUAUGCAUUAGGUGGAUUUAAUGGAUCAACACGAAUGACAUCUGGCGAAAGAUAUAAUCCAAAAACGAAUACUUGGAUGUCUAUAUCUGAUAUGUACAAUCCUAGAAGUAAUUUUGCUAUUGAAAUAGUGGAUGAUUAUUUAUUUGUUAUUGGCGGAUUUAAUGGUGUAACAACUAUAUUUAAUGUUGAAUGUUUUGAUGAUAUAACUGAAGAAUGGUAUGAUGCAGCUGAUAUGAAUGUAUUUCGUUCAGCUCUAUCAGCUUGUGUACUUUCGGGUCUUGAUACUAUUCGAAAUUUAAUAACAUUUGCACGACAACAAAUACUUGAUGAACAAAAAUCUAAAAAUCUAAAUAUAACCAAUACAGACCCAACUCAACCAUCGAUUAUGCCUGUUGGUACUUUAUCAGCAGCUGUUGGUGCAUUAUCAGCGACAAUUGAUAAUAUAAUAACAAAUUAA
This is a messenger RNA of Adineta steineri, 1953 nucleotides long. Lineage: Eukaryota; Metazoa; Rotifera; Eurotatoria; Adinetida; Adinetidae. The record is from the annotation of a GenBank genome assembly.